Messenger RNA from Archocentrus centrarchus (flier cichlid), 2904 nucleotides. RefSeq names its product tetratricopeptide repeat domain 39A (gene ttc39a). The transcript is spliced from 22 exons. The coding region runs from base 128 to 1984 and encodes 618 amino acids. NCBI's taxonomy places the organism in Eukaryota, Metazoa, Chordata, Actinopteri, Cichliformes, Cichlidae. Gene Ontology annotation, molecular function: protein binding. The record is from RefSeq and is a predicted model, not a curated record.
GGAAGCCGCCCAGCAGCAGCAGCAGUCGCUUUCCCUUCCCACUUGUUCCCGUGUGCACUGAGUGAGAGCCGCUGUGUAAAGCUGCCCCCCACCCGGUCUGCUGCUGGUUCCCCCCCUGCGCUGUGGAAUGAGUUUUAAAAACAGCUGGAAGCGAAGCGUGAAGAGAAAUGACAGUAAAAGGGAUGCAAUGGAGCCACAAGAUGUCCCUGACAGCCUGGACUCCCCGAGCCAGCUGUCAGAUGUAAACAGUCCAGAGCUGGACUCCAUCAUCACAGACUUCAAGUUACAGAUACCGGACAACACGGAUGAUCCGGAGUCAACAGAGCCAUCAAACGAGUGCUCGCGGUCAGACCUCACGCUGGCUCUGGAGGACUGUAUGGCUGCCUUAGAUCUGUUCCUCAGAAAUGACUUUGAGGAGGCGCAGGCCAGGCUCAGAUGCAGAAACAAAGACAGCAUGUACCAUGCUCUGACAUAUGCCACCAUUCUAGAAAUGCAGGCCAUGAUGACCUUCGACCCUCAACACAUCCUAGUUGCAGGGAACACUAUGAAAGAAGCACAGGCUAUCUGUCAGCGGUAUCGCAAGAAGUCAUCUUUCUCAAAAAACUUCACAGAAGAGGAGCUCCAUGCUGAAGUUUGCUAUGCUGAGUGUCUCCUCCAGAGGGCAGCGCUCACCUUCCUUCAGGAUGAAAACAUGAUCAGUUUCAUCAAAGGGGGAAUCAAAGUGAGGAACAGCUACCAGACUUACAAAGAGCUUCACACUGUCCUCCAGUCCUCGGGAUACACUCAUGGUGACAACCAUGGGCAUUUUGAGGGUGGUGUUAAACUGGGAGUAGGAGCUUUUAAUCUAAUGAUUUCCAUGUUGCCUACACGGACUCUCAAGCUACUGGAGUUUGUCGGUUUCUCUGGUAAUAAGGAGUUCGGUCUCCAGCAGCUUCAAGAGGGCUCAGUAGAAAGCACAUUCAGGUCCUUCCUGUGUAACAUGCUUCUCCUUUGUUAUCACACAUUCAUGAGCUUCAUACUAGGCACUGGAGAAGGCGACGUUGAGGAUGCAGAGAAACUGCUGCAGCCAUAUCUCAAAAAAUACCCCAAGGGAUCCAUCUUUUUGUUCUUUGCUGGUCGAAUAGAAGAGAUCAAAGGCAACCUGGAUGCUGCUAUUAAGCGUUUUGAGGAGUGCUGCGAGGCUCAGCAGCAGUGGAAGCAGUUCCAUCACAUGUGCUACUGGGAGUUAAUGUGGUGCUUCACAUACAAGAGGCACUGGAAGAUGGCCUACUUCUACGCUGACCUGCUCAGCAAGGAGAACUCAUGGUCCAAGGCUACGUAUGCAUAUAUGAAAGCGGCCUACCUCAGUAUGCUGACUGAGGAUGAUUGCCUAACCUUUGGGGAGACUGCACUUACUCUGUUCAGGCAGGUCCCGGGGCUUAAGCAGAAAAUAGCAGGAAAGUCUUUACCAACAGAGAAGUUUGCUAUCAGGAAAGCCCGACGCUACUUGGCAGAAAAUCCUGUACCUCUUCCUGCUCCUCCACUGGAGAUGAUGUACAUCUGGAACGGUUAUACAGUCAUUGGCAAACAAAAAGACUUAACUGAAGGCAUGCUGAAAACACUGGAUGAGGCACAGGCUCAACUUGAAAGUCUACCAAGAACGGAGUUCUCCAUAGAUGAUCAGUGUUUGCUGAGCCUCUUGAAGGGACUGUGUCUCAAACACUUGGGACACCACGAGGAGGCUGAACACUACUUUACUCUUGUUCUCUGCAAUGAGACUCAGAUCAAGUAUGACCACUACUUGGUACCCAAUGCCCUGCUGGAGCAUGGUCUGCUGUGUCUGGAGGAAGGCAGAAAAGAUGAAGCUAUCAAACUCCUAGAAGCAGCAAAGCAAAAUUACAAAAACUACUCGAUGGAAUCACGGACACACUUCCGUAUACAGGCUGCUUUGCAUAAGGCCAAAGACAGCAGGGAGAAUGGCAUCCAUAUGCCCUGCAGUCCAUAACAGAGGAGGGCACACUAAAGAGAGACAGCUUUUCCUGUAGUCUCACCAUGCCAAAACACAGACCAGAACAGACCUGAUUAUUAGGGAAAUUUAAUUUGUUUCUUUUUGUUUUUUCAUUGUGAGGCUAGGGGAAGAGGCUUUUUCUAAUGUGUGCCACCCUUACAGGCAACUGUAGCUCUGUGUGGCCCUGACUGGCUUCGGUGGAUUUGCCCUCUUCCAGAGAUGUAUCCUAAUGAUUUUUACUUGCCUCUGAUUUAAAAUGGAGUCUAAUUAUGGAACGUGCCUAUAUUUAUGAAACAUUGCUUCUAGCAGGGUUGUAUAUCUAGCUCUGUGGCCACCUAUAAGGGGUGCGGUAGAGUAGAAAACAAUGUCAGAUUUAUGUGGUGUAUAUUCCAGGUUGCCUCUGCUAAUAUCCCUAGGAUAAAAUGUACCCAGUGCAUGGUACUGGGUUUAGGACCUGAUGGAGCCAGAGUACCAAAAAACCUUUUAUAGAAAUGACUGACACCAGCUCCUCCCAGCCAUUUGAUGUGGCUGCUACGGAGUUGUCCAAUUUUUUGUGUGUAGAAUGUAAAUUAGAGUUUAUUAAAAAAAAAAGAGAGAGAGACACGCAGUAAAGUUCUGUAACAUCCCUGAGAACUAUGAGAUAAUUUUGUAAUUGGUUACUGAUCAACAAUAUAACCGAAUAUUAUAUCAGAUCUUAAUUUUGAAUGCUGUUUAAAUUUUUACACUACAUACACUUUGGUUUAUUCUGUUUGUCAGAAGGAGCGAGCAUUUUAUUGUGCAUUUUACUUUUUUUUUUCUUUUUUUUUUCUUUUUCCUGAAACAUAUUGCAUCAGUGAUAGACACAAAUGUAUUUUUGCAAGAUACUCUCUUUGAAUCUCCCUCUGAAAAGAUGAUCAAAUCUAAAAUCCUGUUAUAUU